Messenger RNA from Manis pentadactyla (Chinese pangolin), 1503 nucleotides. RefSeq names its product nuclear RNA export factor 3-like. Gene Ontology annotation, cellular component: cytoplasm; nucleus. The record is from RefSeq and is a predicted model, not a curated record. Gene Ontology annotation, biological process: poly(A)+ mRNA export from nucleus. Lineage: Eukaryota; Metazoa; Chordata; Mammalia; Pholidota; Manidae. Gene Ontology annotation, molecular function: RNA binding.
AUGUUGGCUCCUCCCCCUUACAUUGUUGUUGUUUUAACCCAGUCUGGACACAACAGCGAAGGCAACCCCUCACAGACAAGAGCAAGAUGUUGGGGUAUUUACUGGAGAAGAUGUAACAACUGGUCUGAACAAGUCAGUUUUGGCAUUCACCCUCCAUCCCACCAGCAGCAGGAUGGAGAUGCAGCAACAGCUGAUGCUCACGUGGAAACACCUGUAAGAUAUGCUCCCUAUGCCAUCGCACCCUGUCAUUGGAGAGGCGAUUUUCAGAAGCAGGACCAAACCCUCUUUAAAGUGGAGAGAGAGGAAAAGCCUGCAGAGAGAAGAAUGGAGAGGAAAAGUCAGGAUGAGGCCUCAGGGAACUGGUUCAAGAUCGAGAUUCCAUUCGGCAUAAAAUACGAUGAGAAGUGGCUGCUGAAACUGAUUCAGAAGCAGUGCAGCCCCUUCACUCCAGUCGAGUUUGACUGUGUGAAGAUGCAGGCCCAGUUCUUUGUUGAGAACGCCAGCAUUGCCUUCUCACAAAAUGCCAAUGGCAAGAUUUGGGCUGAUGAUAAUGAAAGGAUAAAUAUCUUUGUUAAGCCCCGGGAGGCCCCCCACUCUCUGCAGAAGGAGCUGAAGUCAGAAAAGGUGGGGCACAUCAAGCUGACCAUGGACAAGCAAUAUGGUGCCUUGCCACAAUCUCUCAGUGCCCAAAGACUCCUCUUUGACUCUGGUGUGGCUGUGGCACUUUUGCCUUUGAACCUGAGCUAUAAGAAACCCCAACAGCUGAAUGUCCUGUCUAACACCAUGCUGAAAACCUCCAGCAUCAAGAACUUGAACCUCUCCAGCAAUGAGGUGAAGUCUGCAGGGCUGUUGGACAAGGGCAAAGGGCUGGAGCUAGAAGAGAUGAGGGCUGACUCAAAACCACUGUGCACCACCUUCCAAGGUAAGUCAACCAACAUAAGCUCCAUCCUGCAAUUGUUCCCCAGGUUACUCCUCCUGGAUGGCCAGGACACACGGCCACCAACCAUCCCUGGUACUGAAGCCCGCAAGAUGUUACCGAGGUGCAUGGGAAGUGUCUUUGGAUCCGAUGCGCUGGAGAGUCUAGUCCUGCCAUUCCUGCAGCAGUAUUACAUGAUCUAUGACUGUGGAGACUGAAAAGGUCUCCUGGGCGCUUACCACGUCGAGGCCUGCUUCUCCCUGACCUCUGGGGAUCUGAGGUUUAAGCCACUGAAACACACAUAGCGUGACAUCCUGCGCUCCCUGUGCAUAUUGUCAGGAAUUCAACAUGACCUCAGCUCCUUCGUGGUGGACACAUGGCUCCAUACGGGAAGUGGCUGUCCCCUCCCUGGGGCCGGCCCAGGAAGUGUCAUGUCUGACCCGCAUCCAUGGCUGUCGGGCCCCCACAGCUUGGACACCAGCGACACAGGCCAUGAGAGUUUGCUGCCUCUCAUCCUAGGUCUUCACCCUGUGACUUCGGGCCCAGGACCUAACCUCCCAGUUUCCUCGUUUGCACACUGGGGCUAA